AUGGCUCCUGCAACGCCUAACCUGGCCUACAUGCCAGAGGAAAUUCUUUGCAAAAUCACAGCGAACUUUGGCCCCACCGAGUAUGACUUAGAUCGCCUAAUGGCUCAUCGGACACUCCCACCAGCCUCAUUCCUACCUCUUCGUCAGGUCUGCAAGACCAUGGACACGCAUCUUUUCGACCGCUUCGUCGCCUACGUCAAGCAAAUACUCAUACAUGCCAGGCCGCACAGGUUGGAUGUCUCCUACUCGCCCCGCGGCUUGCGCAGUCUUCACGCUAUACUAAGUUUCGAACCUCUCCGCGGACACUUCCAAGCGGUCAUUACGAGCAUCGUUUUCCUGGCCGACAAGCCUGCCUACUUGCAACUCUCCAAUCCUCCGAAAGGGUACCAUGAGGAUCUGAAGGAAUACAACGACAUGAUUGAGUCCAAUGAAGACCUGAAGUUCGUGGAAUACAUUCUUGGUCAGCUCACUAGCGUGAAGAACCUCUACGUCUCGACAGGGGUCGUUAAGAGUCAACACAAGGAUGCUCUUGAUAAGGAUUUCUUGGACAGUUUCAUGCCGUACAAGAAAAUCCUUAUGAGGCCGGAAGGCCCUGACGUGUUCGAUCUUCCGGGAUUACCCCUUCAGCGCGUGCAAACCGCUGGAAUGUCGCGAGCAGCCAAGGCCGUAAUGAACGGUCUUGCGAAAUCGACCAUAUCGCUUCAAGACCUCGAAAUCCAAGGCAUCGGACCGGUUGCCAAGAGGAAAAACACGGGGACAGCUACGUUGUGGAGCUUGGAUCCGCCAACACCCCUUGUCUCGGCCUUUGCCCAACUGAAUUCGCUCACGCUCCAAAUUUCCGACAACGAACUCGUCGCGGAGCCUGAAAAGUGGCAAGGCUCUACUCCCGAGACGAAGUCGCCGCUCUUGGGCUUGCUCAACGCAGCUCCAUGCUUGUCAGAGCUCACUCUCACGGCAAGUAGUUUCAGCUGCUUCGCGCCAGCCAUCCUACGCCGGUUCCUUCUCGAGUACACCGGUCCGCUCCUCCGUUUCAUCGGGCUCUAUGACUGGGUUUCCCUAAGCGCCGUCCACAUGUCAACAAUUAGCCUUUGCAAAUCCGGACCAGGCAGUGCCUGGCAGCCGAUACUCCACGACUUGCAGUACGAACUCGACUUGGGCGAGCUUGGUCUCCCCUCGCUCUUCGAGCUCGAACGGGAUACCUACGACGCGGUCGUCUUUCCCCUGGCAGAGAACGAUGUUGAUGACGAGGGUGUCAAUGAAGACGAGAACGGAUAUGCCUUGUAUAUUUUUAAUGACGCACGCACGCUCCUAUGGUAUGAAAGUAACGAGUCCUCGGCCGGAGGCGAUGAACGCAGCUUGCUCAAGGACCGCCCCUCAAUCGCAUUCAACACGGUCAAAGCCAGAUAUGGAGAGCCAAGCAUGAUUCACCAUCAUCUGCCCACCAAGGUCGCUGGCUUUGCAGAGAAGUUCCUGGGCAGCCAGCGCCCUGCGCGCUUCACUCACUACUCGGAGAGCUGGCCGUUUGAUGAUAUCAAGAUGGGCACGCGCUGGGAGGAGCUUUGGAUUGGGAUGGACGGACAUGGCGAUGCUUACUAGGCUAGAGGGCACAUUGAAAGCGCCUCCGGCUCACAGGCUUCUUUCUUUUGUUUCAGCGGGCUUUGGGUUUCCUUGCUGCUCUCCGCAUAGGUCGGUUUCAGGACAAUGAGCAAGGGCUUGUCCGAGGACCUACGUCCGUGGGACAAUACGGCAGGCAAAGGGAACAGCUCCAGCGAUGAUUCUGGCUUGUUUAAUAGUUUCUUACCUCCUGUGAAACACUCAGAAGCUCACAAGGUUUUUCAGAAAAUCCAUCACGGCUUUCAAAAUCC
This is a messenger RNA of Aplosporella prunicola CBS 121167, 1865 nucleotides long. RefSeq lists its product as uncharacterized. NCBI's taxonomy places the organism in Eukaryota, Fungi, Ascomycota, Dothideomycetes, Botryosphaeriales, Aplosporellaceae. Bases 1 to 1596 code for a protein of 531 amino acids. The transcript has 3 exons. The record is from RefSeq and is a predicted model, not a curated record.